Molecule: messenger RNA, 1065 nt
Organism: Macrosiphum euphorbiae (potato aphid)
Lineage: Eukaryota; Metazoa; Arthropoda; Insecta; Hemiptera; Aphididae
Source: the annotation of a GenBank genome assembly
AUGGAUCCCGCAGUAUUAGCCAAAUUGGAAGAUGGUUGGUGUUCAUUAAACUGCUCUGACAGCAAAUCUUUGCUAAAGAAAUAUCUGACAAAAGAGGUAUUAGAUGACUUAAAGAACAAAAAGACCAAAUUUGGAUCCACACUUUUGGACUGUGUGCAAUCUGGAUUUGAAAACCAUGAUUCGGGAGUUGGUAUUUAUGCUCCCGACGCUGACGCAUACACAGUGUUUGCGCCAAUAUUCGAUCCCAUCAUCGAGGACUAUCAUAAAGGCUUCAAGUCCACGGACACACAUCCAGCAAAAAAUUGGGGUGAUGUGAGCACUCUUGGUGAUCUGGAUCCAGAAUGCAAGUACAUAAUUUCUACGAGGGUACGUUGUGGCCGUUCACUGGAAGGCUAUCCGUUCAAUCCGUUGUUGACCGAGCAGCAGUACAAGGAGAUAGAGAAUCAGGUUUCUAGCACACUCACAGGACUAUGCGGCGAAUUGAAAGGAGAGUUUUAUCCCUUAACUGGCAUGUCUAAAGAUGUACAGCAGAAGUUGAUCGAUGACCAUUUUCUAUUUAAGGAAGGUGACCGAUUUUUACAGGCUGCUAACGCUUCGCGAUUCUGGCCGACUGGCCGUGGUAUAUUCCAUAAUGAGAACAAAACGUUCCUGGUUUGGUGCAAUGAGGAAGAUCAUUUAAGGCUCAUAUCAAUGCAACAAGGAGGAAACUUGGGAGAGGUGUAUACAAGGCUCGUAACAGCGGUAAACGAUGUGGAAAAACGACUUCCAUUUUCACAUCACAACCGUUUGGGAUUUUUAACAUUUUGUCCAACAAACUUGGGAACAACUAUCCGUGCAUCAGUUCAUAUUCAGCUACCUAAAUUAGCUGAGGACAAAGCUAAAUUGGAAGAAAUUGCUGGAAAAUAUAAUUUACAAGUUAGAGGUACUCGUGGAGAACAUACAGAUGCAGAAGGCGGAAUCUAUGAUAUUUCAAACAAGAGGAGAAUGGGUUUGACUGAAUAUCAAGCGGUGAAGGAAAUGAAUGAUGGUAUAAAAGAGCUCAUAAAGAUCGAGGAACAGUUGUAA